UUUUGGGUUGAAGUUGAGGCUGAGGGGAGAGAAGAGCUAGCGACGAGCAGUCGCCGCCGCCGCGGGCUCUGCGGGAGGCGGAGGAGGCCCCGCCGGAGCCGAGAGAUUUCUCCUCCCCGCCGACGGCCCCCGGCCGCAGCUCCUCCGCCUCCUCCCGCUCCCGGAACUCCGGGGCCUGCCCCGGGCCCCCAGUCUUUGCACUCCGCACGCCGCAGCGCCGGGCCCCGGCCGCACCCGCCGGCCCCAUGAGGAGGGACGUGAACGGAGUGACCAAGAGCAGGUUUGAGGAAACUGGGGAUUUUUUUCUCCAAGAAAAUGGAAGCUGAGGGUUCUGGAUCCAGGAACAUCAGAUGCAUGAAGAGGAUAGGGGUUUGGAGCCAAGGAAUUAAAUGAAAAUCUGCAUACAGACUGAUGUUCUCAAAUAGUGAUGAAGCUGUAAUCAAUAAAAAACUUCCCAAAGAACUCCUAUUACGGAUAUUUUCUUUUCUGGAUGUUGUUACUUUGUGUCGCUGUGCUCAGGUCUCCAGGGCCUGGAAUGUUCUGGCUCUGGAUGGCAGUAACUGGCAGCGAAUCGACCUGUUUGACUUCCAGAGGGAUAUUGAGGGCCGGGUAGUGGAGAAUAUUUCAAAAAGAUGUGGGGGCUUUUUACGAAAGUUAAGUCUUCGUGGGUGUCUUGGAGUAGGAGACAAUGCAUUAAGGACUUUUGCACAAAAUUGUAGGAACAUUGAAGUACUGAAUCUAAAUGGUUGUACAAAGACUACAGAUGCUACAUGUACUAGCCUUAGCAAGUUCUGUUCCAAACUCAGGCACCUUGACUUGGCUUCCUGUACAUCAAUAACAAACAUGUCUCUUAAAGCUCUGAGUGAGGGAUGUCCACUGUUGGAGCAAUUAAACAUUUCCUGGUGUGACCAAGUAACCAAGGAUGGCAUCCAAGCACUAGUGAGAGGCUGUGGGGGUCUGAAGGCUUUAUUCUUAAAAGGCUGCACACAGCUAGAAGAUGAAGCUCUCAAGUACAUAGGUGCACACUGUCCUGAACUGGUGACUUUGAACUUGCAGACUUGCUUACAAAUCACAGAUGAAGGUCUCAUUACUAUAUGCAGAGGGUGCCAUAAGUUACAGUCCCUCUGUGCCUCCGGCUGCUCCAACAUCACAGAUGCCAUCCUGAAUGCUCUAGGUCAGAACUGUCCACGGCUUAGAAUAUUAGAAGUGGCAAGGUGUUCUCAGUUAACAGAUGUAGGCUUUACCACUCUGGCCAGGAAUUGCCAUGAGCUUGAAAAGAUGGACCUGGAAGAGUGUGUUCAGAUAACAGAUAGCACAUUAAUCCAACUUUCUAUACACUGUCCUCGACUUCAAGUAUUGAGUCUGUCUCACUGUGAGCUGAUCACAGACGAUGGAAUUCGUCACCUGGGGAAUGGGGCCUGCGCCCAUGACCAGCUGGAGGUGAUUGAACUGGACAACUGCCCGCUAAUCACAGAUGCUUCCCUGGAGCACUUGAAGAGUUGUCACAGCCUUGAGCGGAUAGAACUCUAUGACUGCCAGCAAAUCACACGGGCUGGGAUCAAGAGACUCAGGACCCAUUUGCCCAAUAUUAAAGUCCACGCCUACUUCGCACCUGUCACUCCACCCCCAUCAGUAGGGGGCAGCAGACAGCGAUUCUGCAGAUGCUGCAUCAUCCUAUGACAAUGGAGGUGGUCAACCUUGGUGAACUGAGUAUUUAAUGACACUUCUAGAGUUACAAUGGAGUCUCCAGUGGAAGCAACCCCAGUGUUCUGGGCAAGGGUUAUCAAGUGAGGGCAGCGUCCAGAUCCCCAGAGCCACACAUAACAUGCAUACCCACCCUCACCUCCACCCAUUCAAGUUCUGUGACCAGGGGACUGAAGCCCAUGCUGGCUUUAUCACGUGGUUUGGUAAAACUUAACCAUUCCCAGUGGACAUGCCAAGAAGAAAAUAGUAGGCAAGGUGGAGGGAAGGGGGCAUUCCAGCAAACCCAGCGUUACUGCUCCUGCAGUUUCUUCAUUUUGUGAAGGGGGUUUCUCUGGUGGUUUUGGAACAGCAGCUGCAGUCCUCCAGGGUCAAGGAAAGCAUAGGAAAACAAUAUCUGUUGUAUCCAGGGACCAGAAAGAAAAUUUCUUUGCAUCCUCUAAAUGGUAGCUGUCCAUCAGGAGAUGACUACAGAGCUUCUGUGCUUCUUUGUCCCUAAGCCAACAUGCUGAGCAUGCUCACCAAGAAGGCUCAUCCAUUCCUCCUCCUAUGUUCUCAGUAUUUGGCCCAGAGGUUUCCCAAGUGGUUGCCCCGAAAUCGCUGUGGUCCAAAUGUGAUGACUUACUCAAAUUGUCACUGUCUGUAGCACACUUUGCACACCUGUCUUCCAUUCUUUGUUGCUCCCUCCUGCAUUCUGGCUCCAUCUGUUCACCUGUUCAUUGUCUGCUUACUCACACUCAGUUGUUACUCUUUUGCCGUUGUUGUGUUUACAGUGUGCAUUUGGGAUGAUUAGUUGGGGUUACCAAACAUUUUUAAAAGAGACAUUAUCAAUAAAUAUUUUUUUAAUUCUAAAUUUUAUCAUUAGGGGACCCUGCCUGAAUCUUUGCCAGUCUGAAGGGAAACCAUAAUAAAAACAAGAAAUGUUAUAAGAAGAAAUUGAGCUAAAACUAUUUUGAUGAAAACAAACGUUGCUUUUUGGUUUCUGUUCUACUUUGUGAUAUAUAAUAAUACGCAUGAUAGGCCCAGUAUUCUCCCUACACAUUUUUCCUUCCAUCAGACACCACUAACUUAAUAAGGGAAGAGAAAUGUGUUACUAGUAAACAGUGGAAUGGUGAAUCCCAAAACUGAGCUGAAAGCCCCCCAACCCAAGUUCAGACAGGUCGUAUGUUCACUGGAAUCUGAGUGUGAGCAGUAGCAUCCCUGAUUUGUGUCUGUAAGGUGGUUUUGCUAUAGCAGGAACGCUACUACAGUUGCUAUGCAGUCUAGCUGGUCAGUUUCUCUUUUUUCCCCCCUGUUCCAGCCUACCAGGGAUAGAAGAAUGACCCUAGAACAGCUGGUCAACCGUAUGUCGGUGUUGAUGGUCUAUCUCGAAUGUUGGCACCAUGAAGGACCAGAACCAUUUCAAAACCUGUCAACCUUCUCUCUCUUGUGCUCCAGACUUCCCAUGAAUGAAAUGCAGGGAUAACCAGGUGAACACUUUGGGGCCGGAGAAAGAAAACAUUGAAAAGGAGAAGGGUGUUCAGUGUCUCUGCUGAGCAUGGUCAGCAGAGCUGAAGGCAGGUAUUCAGUGACCAUGACUCAGAGUCAAAGAAGAGGCUUCCUUAUCUUAUGCCCAAAAAAAGUCAUAAAGGAUGAGGGAAAUAAAAUGAGUUUCUGAAGUACAAGAAGUAGAUUUAAAUCUAAACCCCAAAGUUAGAAACUUUGUGUGAUAUUUAAGAGGACAACUUUCUUCUUUUGGAGGAGGGGGGUAUUUCAGGACAUUAUUGUGCAGUCCCUCAUGAUCUUCUACAUGAUCCAGGCUGUUAAAAGGCUUGUUAUAACACUGAAGGUGCUGGCUCUACCAGCAUAUGUAGGAAUAAAGUAUGACUUCUUUCUCCACAAGCAAUUUGAUGAAAGAGUGCUAGAAAUCUGUACUAUCCGGCAUUAUUUCGCAUGUUAAAUUUAUUUUAAAUCCAAAUCCAAUUUUAUUAUUCCCUUGUAAAAGCUCAAAUUACUUUUAUUUUUCCUUCCCCCUUCUCCUUACCCUCUUUCUAAAUUAUCACAUGAGGAAUAUACUUAAAAGAAUUUUUUGAGCAUAGUUGACAUAGGAAUAUACUUUUUUAAAAUAUUUUAUUUAUUUGUUCAUGAGAGACACACAGAGAGAGAGGAGGCAGAGACAUAGGCAGAGGCCAGGCUCCAUGCAGGGAGCCCGACGUGGGACUUGAUCCCGGGUCUCCAGGAUCAGGCCCUGGGCCGAAGGCACCGCUAAACUGCUGAGCCCCCCAGGCUGCCCUAGGAAUAUACUUUUUAAAGUGAGAUUCAUUCUCCUGAUUAUACUCUACCUAUACAAAGAUACAUGCAUACACACACUUCCAGAUGUGGUUAAUAAUAUUCAGAUCCCCAGGUCACUCAUUCAAACAAAACUAAGAAGAGAAAUAUUUAGGAGCCAUCUGUUCUAACAUACUAAGUUUUUUUUUUUAGUAUUGCCUGAACAAAUUAACCAUAAAACUCUGAUUGAUUAGCGAGUAUGGAUUUAAAUUGCCCACAGUUGAGGCUAGUAAGGCACUUCUUUACUUAAAAAGUACAUAAAUGUAAAAGACCCUAUUCACGAGGACAUGAACAUCUUGGAAAUGCCAUUUCUCAACUCAAAGAGCAUACCCACUCCUGUCUGGGUCAAGAACAGAGUCCAGUGAGAGAGAAAAGGAGCGUGUGGCACUGGCUUGUAUGUGGUCAGGCCUUGUUCUUUUUGCAAGAAAAUUUCAGGCCCAUCAAGCAUGGAAGGAAAUACGUUUUUAUGCCAGUCUGCAAUCUACGCCAGCUGAUGAAAUGUACCAGGACCUUAAGAACCCAGAACAUGGUAAGUUUUGGUUAGGUGGAAAGGGCUCUGCCAUCUGAACAUAAUGCUUCCUCUCUUAAUAUCAAGGACACUUUUGAAAAUUCAGUAAGGCUUCAGAGGUUUAGGAAAAACUCCUUGGUCCAUUCAUCUGACUCCAGAGUCCCAGGACUCUGCCUUCUAUGAUGAAUACAGGGUGAAUGAAGAGAUUUGAGGGAAGUCAAAAGAUACCCUCAGAGCUAUUGCAUAGACCCGCAGGUAGCCCGGAGGGGUUAUUGCUGUGUCUGUGGAGGACAUUAUUAAACAUCCAGAUUACCUCUUUCUAAGCAGCCUUUCCCUCUACAUUUUACAGCAUCAUUUGCUACGUGAGUAUCUUUUCUGGCCUCUACAUUGGCUCCAUCAAGGUGAUUCCAGCUUUUUUUUUUUUUUUUUUUUUUUUUUGCACUAACUUCUCCCAUUUUCUUCCUAUAUUCAUCCUUGCUUUCUAUUUAAAGCCUCCAUCUCACUCCCAGUGGUGCUACUGAUUUAUUCUUUGGGUCCUUUCCUAAUCUAAGCAAAGUCUGUGGGCAACCUUGAAUAUAGUAACUAUAGUAUGGCUUGGGCCAUUUUUCAGUGAGUGGUCUUGAAUGUUUGCUUACCAAAUUUGAAAUCAAGCUGUUGGGUAUGAAGAAUAAGGGGAUUUGGCUUCAUCCUUUUUUUUUUCCCCCAAUAUUUGGAAUAUGAAAGCACAUUGUGCUCUAUGUAAAAAAAAAAAAAAAAAAAAAAAAAAUUCCUCCUAUUCUCCUCUUUAGUGGAUGUAAGAGUAUUUCUUAAAUUUUUUUUUUUAUUUUCCACAUCAGGUUGACAUAGCAGACCUAUAAGUCAGAAACUUUACGUAUUCUUUAUAGCACAUAUUUUAGAGGGACACUUGGCAUAUAUUUUCAUGAUGCUUUAUUUUGGGCUUUACAGGCCUUUUGAACUGUUCAAUACAGCUCUAAUGCUACA
Messenger RNA from Canis lupus familiaris (dog), 5497 nucleotides. RefSeq names its product F-box and leucine rich repeat protein 20 (gene FBXL20). NCBI's taxonomy places the organism in Eukaryota, Metazoa, Chordata, Mammalia, Carnivora, Canidae. The coding region runs from base 412 to 1680 and encodes 422 amino acids. Gene Ontology annotation, biological process: SCF-dependent proteasomal ubiquitin-dependent protein catabolic process. Gene Ontology annotation, cellular component: SCF ubiquitin ligase complex. The record is from RefSeq and is a predicted model, not a curated record. Gene Ontology annotation, molecular function: protein binding. The transcript is spliced from 16 exons.